ACCGGUGUCUGUGUCUUUGUGUGUGCUCUGUACAUGCAAGCAACAGUAAGGGGUGCAGCGCAGGAGGAAGGAAAGAAAAGAACACAACGCACAGAUAGCUGGGUUCUCUCUACAACAUGUUUCCGUGUCAACAGACUACGAGCCGGGCAGGAAAGGCCCCGCUCACUUCAUUCAGGCAGGCAGAGGGAAAGGAAAUCAAGCAGCGAAUAGGGAGCAGGGAGAGAGCAAGCAAGCCACGGACAUCACAUGGACAAAAAUCGAUCAACAGACGGACGCACGGAAGCGAUAGAUAGACAUGUAAGGGGCACAACAGUGUACAGUGUACAUGCACGUCAUCCAUCUCCCUCUCAACCCCCCUCUCUCUUUGCGGCCGGGCUGCCCCUCUCACUCACGACCAACGAAAGAAACUCCAGAAGGGCAGGCAGACAGACAGACAGAAAAAGCGAUAGACACGUUCUACCAAGUCUUAUUUAUGUAUCACCCACCCCUAGCAGAGAGGAAAGCCAUCCAUUCUAAGUGUGUCGUCCGUCGUCACGCGUAUGAGGUGAGCUGCCUGGUCUCUGCGAAUGCGCCCCCUCCGUGGACAUGAUUGGUUGCUGGCGCCCUGCCCAUCGCCUCCUCUAUCAGCUCGCGAUAGUCCUGCUUGAUGUGCACACCCCUGCACACCACACCACACCACACCACAUACAAGACGCGACACGAUUGAUGCACACGAGAGCCGACACACCCACACCCACACCCAAGGUGCGUGGGUGGUUACCUGAGUGUGCCGACGUGCCUGCCGGAGCGGUAUACGGCGACGGUGGGUGUGCCUAGGACGUCCUGCUCCUUGGCGAACUGGGUGUCCUCGUCGAUGUCCACCUCGCAGAAGUGCACGUCGGGGUAGUAAUCGCCCACCACCGUCUGCAGGGCCGGCCGCAACACGCGGCACUGACCACACGUACGCGUGCAGUACUGCACUCACACAGACACACACAUGCGCAGAGCAGAGCAGAGAAUAUAUAAGGUGAGAGGGCGAUGCGGUGAGGGAAGGGUUAAUGGUCGUUAGGACUGACCAGGACGACGACAGGUUUGGUUUCUUGUUGGAGCCGUUGCAGUGCGUAUGCGCCCUUGUGCCGCGGCUUGGAGAUGUCGAACGUGGCCUGCGUCUCGGACUCCAUCGCGGGCUCCUCCUACACACACACACACACACAGAGGUAGGUCCCGACUCCUCUCCUGUCUGUCUGUGUGGGUGUAGGAGGAGCCCGUCCGUCAUUUGGUCAGUCAGCCACUGACCACAUAUUCUUCGUCUCUACUGCGGUCCCCGUCGAUGAUGUCACACUUGAAGGGGACGAAGCGCGCCAGGCCGUUGGACGUCAGCCACCUCUCGGCACUGAUGGCCGCACGGCAGCCGCCACCAGCAGCUGUUUACCAAGCCACCACACAUACACACCACUCAAACAGCCUUGUUUGUUUUUAUGGCGGGCGUUGGAUGGACAGAGAGGGGGGAGGGGGAGGGGAGGAUCGAGCUCACUGACGCACCGACCUGUGAUAGCCUGUUUCCAUUGUGAGUCGGACACGUCUCCCGCUGCGAAGAAGCCCUCGAGAUACGUCUCCAUCGUGCCGGGCUUCAGCAUGAUGUGACCACCCUAAACAUGCAUGCCACACACAUACACAUACACAUCUCGGCUGGCUCUUUCUGUGUCCCCGUGUGCGUGUUUGUGUGUGUGUGUGACCUGGUCGAGCCGCACUGGCGAGCCCUCGAGCAGCUGUGUGUUCGGCCGGCCUCCCAGUGCGUAGAACAGCUGAUGGAUAGAUGACAUGACACAGCACACACAUUCGAUAUGCGCCAGUGGACAUGUGUCUGUCUGUGUGGCGGUGUAAGUCGAGUAGCGUAACGUACCCCCCUGAUCUCAAUUUUCCUCUCCUCCCCCGUGUUGGUGUCCUGGACGAUGACGCCCUGCACCGGCGAGGCGUGGUCGGGCGACACGUCGUCGCCAUACACAUCCUUGACCUUCGUGUUGAAGUGAAUCUGCCCACACACACACGCACACACCAGCCACACACGUGUUAGUGGUGCACCACAACCACUGCACGUGCCCAUCCAGCUCACUGACCUCGAUAUUCGGAUUGCAGAUGACUUUAGCGACCAUCGCCCUUGACGCGCGGAAGUCCGAUCCCCUGAUAAACAUGUGUAUCUUGUUGCCGUAGUUGGACAGGAACAGGGCGUCCUCACAAGCAGUGUCGCCGCCGCCGGCCACACCCAGAUCGACAUCACGAAACACGGGGGCCACACCGUCACACCUGACGAGAGGGAGGGAGAGACGCCGGUUAAGCUGUGUGUGUAUGUGUGUAUGUGUGUGUGUGUGCAUGGCUGACGGCUUGCUUACACAGCGCAUGACGAGAUGCCCCUGUUCCAGAAGCGGACUUCAUUGGGCAGGCCUGAUCGAUCGAUGGACGGCGAAAAGACAAGACCUUCGGUGUGUGUGUGCAUCUUUCUGUAGGUGAGGAGGUUUGGUCGGGUACUCACGUAGUCGGUUGAAUUUGGAGCCGGUGGCAAAGAUGAUGGCCUGGGUCAGCACGUGGCGCGAGUGGCUGCGGACACGAAACGGACGUUGGCUCAGAUCCACCUCGACAACUGCACACAGCCACACACACACACACACACACACACAGAGAGAGAGAGAGAGAUGAAUGUCCAUUCUCGCGUGUCUGUCCGUCUGUCUGACGGACAUACCAUCUUCUGGGACCAUUUCAGCGCCCCAUCGCUGCGCCUGCAUGCGCAUGUUGCGCACGAGGUCGGGCCCCAGGAUGCCGUCAGGGAAGCCAGGGAAGUUUUCUACCAACGUCGUCAUCAGCAGCGCACCGCCGGGUGGACCAGCCUCCAUCCCCUGACCGAUGAACAAACAGCACAAUCACACAUGACAUGACACAGACAGCCACGUGCUGUGUGCGCGAAUGUGUGUGUUGUUUGCUUGCCUCGAAUACGAGCGGUUUGAGGUUCGCGCGUCCGUUGAAGAGGGCUGCCGUGUAGCCCGCCGGGCCUGAGCCGAUGAUGACCACAUUCUGCACGUCAUCCUCAACCUAGACACACACACACCAGCAGACAGACGGACAGAAUGCGCAGACGUCCAGGCAGGCAGGCAGGCAGGCACCUACACACCCAUGGCCUCACUCACCAGUUGGUUAAUAGGUCGUGUUAUAGAUGUGUCCUCGUCGGGCGGCCGCUGCCGCAGCCGCUUCAGCCGAGCAUUGAAACUGUCUAACGUCUCGAUAGACGACAGCAGAGGACCCCUGGAUGCUGCUGCUGCGGCGGCGUGGUUGUUGGCCGCCUGGUGGCUGUUGGCAAUCUGGUUGAUGUUGGCCCCCCUGCCGCUGCCCAUGGCGCGCAGCCGGGCGUUGAAAGACUCCUGGGUCUCCACCAUCGUGACAGGCAGGGGAACAUAUGCCCGCUUCCGCAACGAGAGCCGGCCGAGGGCUGGUAAGCUCUGAAGAUGAAGUGCAAGCGCACACAGACAGACAGACAGACAGACAGACAGAUCAGGACACAUGACGCAAUGUGCGUGCAUGUGAAGCUGACCUGGAUGAAGCCAAAAGGUGACUUCCGCCGCUCACAGGCUCCCAGAUCUGUCCACCAGCCGGCCGCCCAAGAGACCAGCAGCAUCACAGCCGUCCCCCUCAGGUGCCAGCCAGCAGCCCUCCGCCUCUCAUGUGACUGUGACGGCAUCUUCGCCCUUUGCUCGGUGGCCUGGCGUGAUGAUGUGCACGACGAGGCAGCCGAAGCAUGGGAGGCCUCGUCUGCUGGCGGGCCGAAUGACCGCAUAAUGAAAAAUGAGUCAAUCACACGGAGUGCAUCGAUCGCUGGCUGCAGUGACUGCCAUGGAGGGCAACUGUAUUCCGGAAAGAAAG
Vitrella brassicaformis is the source of this 3888-nucleotide messenger RNA. Lineage: Eukaryota; Vitrellaceae. The record is from the annotation of a GenBank genome assembly.